This is a messenger RNA of Miscanthus lutarioriparius, 1182 nucleotides long. The record is from the annotation of a GenBank genome assembly. NCBI's taxonomy places the organism in Eukaryota, Viridiplantae, Streptophyta, Magnoliopsida, Poales, Poaceae.
AUGAACGACGUAAACAAAGCCAUGGCUGUGUCUCACUCUCACAUAGGCGGGAAGCUCCUCAAUGUGGUGCCUAUGCUUCUUCUCUUCUCCUUGGGAUUUGUGCUCGGCAUGACCUCCAACUCCAAGUUCCCAAACUUCUACCUCUCCUCCGUCGCGCCAUCGCCCACUCCGUCGCCACCUCCGGUACCAUCUUCACCACCUCCGGCGCCGCUGCCACCGCAAAACCCACAAGUGGGGCUGGCACGCUUCCUGGAGCCGCCCAGCGCCAUGCACAACAUGACCGACGAGGAGCUGCUGUGGUGGGCGUCCAUGACGCCCAAGGUCCGCAGCACGCCGUACCACCGCGCGCCCAAGGUUGCCUUCUUGUUCCUGGCGAGAGGGGACCUGCUGCUGCGGCCGUUGUGGGAGAAGUUCUUCGCGGGGCACGAAGGCCUGUACUCCAUUUACGUGCACACCGAUCCUUCCUACACCGGCUCGCCGCCGGAGGACUCCGUCUUCUACGGUCGCAUGAUCCCAAGCCAGAAAACGAUGUGGGGAGACGUGAGCCUGGUGGCCGCGGAGCGCCGGCUGCUGGCGAACGCGCUCCUGGACCUCGGCAACGAGCGGUUCGCGCUGCUCUCCGAGACGUGCAUCCCCCUCUACAACUUCAGCACCGUGUACGCCGUGCUCACCGGCACCAACACCAGCUUCGUGGACGUGAUCGUCACCCCGGCGCGCUACAACGACCUGUUCGCGGAGCGCAACAACAUCACCGUGGCGCAGUGGCGCAAGGGCGAGGAGUGGUUCGAGAUGGACCGCGCGCUGGCGCUGGAGGUCAUCUCCGACGGCACCUACUUCCCCACGUUCCGCGAGCGCUGCGUGGGGCAGGCGGCCUGCCUCAUGGACGAGCACUACGUGCCGACGCUGCUGAGCGUGCUGCGGUGGCCGCGGAGCGCCAACCGGACGCUCACGUUCACGGACUGGAAGCGCCGGGAUGGGCUGUUCCACCCGCACAGGCACGGCGCGGAGGAGGUGACCGCGGAGCUGGUCGAGGAGAUCAGGGGAGGCGCGCGCUCCGGCAGGAACUGCAGCGCAUACCACGACGGGGCCACCGGCGUCUGCUUCCUGUUCGCGCGCAAGUUCUCGCCGGACACGCUCCAGCCGCUGCUCCAGUUGGCGCCCAAGGUCAUGGGGUUCGGGUGA